This is a messenger RNA of Arabidopsis thaliana (thale cress), 1164 nucleotides long. Its product is annotated as phosphoglycerate mutase family protein. The transcript has 4 exons. NCBI's taxonomy places the organism in Eukaryota, Viridiplantae, Streptophyta, Magnoliopsida, Brassicales, Brassicaceae. Bases 56 to 877 code for a protein of 273 amino acids. The record is from RefSeq and is marked reviewed.
UAUUGACGAGUUUAUUACAAUAGUAAAAAACAAAUGAAAAUACAAUAAAAAGUCAAUGGUCUUCUUAAUUGCAUGUAAUAUACUAUACUUGCAUCACGCCAUGAAGCAGCAAGAAACAGAGCAAAUGAAGUCUAAAUCAAACAUGGAUGGCCACCAACAUGUUUUCAUGAUGCGCCAUGGCGAUCGCAUUGAUAAGUUUGAGCCACAAUGGGUCUCGACUGCUGCUCGGCCUUGGGAUCCACCGCUUAUUCAAGGCGGCAUGUUUCGAGCGUUUCGAACCGGUCAGAUGAUCCGAUCUCAGAUCCAUUUUCCCAUUCACCGUGUCUUUGUCUCCCCUUUCCUCCGCUGCAUCCAAACCGCUUCCGAAGUUAUCGCCGCCCUUUCUGACCCCGACGCAAAUUCGUCUGAUUCCUUCGACAAACCUAAGCUCAAGGUUUCUAUUGAAUUUGGCUUGAGCGAGAUGCUGAACUCAAUCGCUUUUAAGCCUGAAGUUGCUCCAAAAGAUGGCAAAUUUGAUUUCAAGAUUUCAGAACUUGAAGCUAUGUUUCCUGAUGGAAUGGUGGAUCAUAAUGUAGACCCGGUUUACAAAGAGAUGCCACAAUGGGAAGAGACUUUGGAAAGUUGCAACAAUCGAUAUGUUAAUUUGGUCAAGACUCUUGCUGAUAAGUAUCCUUGUGAGAAUCUGUUGUUAGUCACUCACAGAGAAGGAGUAAGCUUUACAUAUGCCACAUUCUAUAAAGAGGCAACGCACAGGUUAGAUUUUUGUGCUUGUGUUGAACUACAAAGACAGAUCUCCUCUAGUGAAGUUGGAGAUUUUGAAGUCGUUACAAGUCAUGGUCAAGAUGGUAUCAUGUACCCUCCCUCUAACUCCGGUUAAUUUUGUCAUUGUCUUCGUAUGAUCCCUACGAACCGGAUAAAACCGGCGUUAGCCGUCGCUUGACUGAUUCAGUCUAUAUUGAAAUCUCUGAUUUUUUUUAUUUUGGUUCAGAAUUUGCCUUCACUUAGUAAUUUUAAAUUCAAAUAAAAGAUAUUAUCAUCACCAUUAUUUAUCUAUUCUCAAUUGUUUCAAAUUUUUGAUUGCGGUUUGGUUUUGUUGUCGAUUAACCUCUGAUUUUCUAAAUUUAUUUACAUCAACAUACUUUUAAAUACAUAAACUGGUUAGCU